AUGCUACUUGGUUCGGGCGGAGGAUGGCUGGCUUGCUUAAAUGCUUGGAUCCUCCAGAACCAGAACCACCUGAGCCAGAGCCAGAGCGGUCUUUCUCCUUCUCUCGACAAUGAUCUUGAUCUUUACAAUCCUCAAGCCUUCAAUCCAGUUACUUCUCUGAUUCUGUCACUCAUUAUUUGUGGUUCUGAUUGCCUACUCAUAACACCACUGGCUGAGUCUACACAGGGGUUCUAA
Molecule: messenger RNA, 234 nt
Organism: Aspergillus fumigatus Af293
Lineage: Eukaryota; Fungi; Ascomycota; Eurotiomycetes; Eurotiales; Aspergillaceae
Exons: 2
Coding region: 1-234 (77 amino acids)
Source: RefSeq, a predicted model, not a curated record